CUCGCAUCCUUAUAGAUGAUGGGCAUGAGCAGUGACGACGACAAAGGCAAGGGCAAAGCCGAAGUCAAUCACACAGAUGAGGAGCCACGCGACAAAGUACAGCUACCCUGGGUGGAGAAAUACAGACCCAAAUGUAUGGAUGAUUUGGUUUCACACACAGAUAUAAUAAGUACUAUACAGACAUUUAUCAAGGAGGAUAGAGUGCCACACAUGCUGUUCUAUGGUCCCCCAGGUACUGGAAAGACGUCGACUAUAUUGGCUGUAGCCCAGCAAAUAUACGGGCCCAAGUAUAAGAAUAUGAUCCUGGAAUUGAAUGCCAGUGACGACCGUGGUAUUGAUGUGGUCAGGGAGAAGAUUAAGUCCUUUGCGAGCACGAGGACUAUUUUUAGUUCAGGCUACAAAUUGAUUAUACUGGAUGAAGCCGAUGCGAUGACGAAUGCAGCACAGGCUGCUCUCAGACGAGUCAUUGAGAAAUACACAAAGAAUGUUAGAUUCUGCCUCAUAUGCAACUAUGUAUCCAAGAUCAUCCCGGCGGUACAAUCUCGUUGUACAAGUUUCCGGUUCGCACCACUGGCCGUAGAACAGAUGGAGGAUCGAUUACAGCACGUAGUCGCCUCUGAAAAGGUAAAUAUCACACCAGACGGUCACAAGGCGUUGCUGAACUUAGCAAAUGGAGAUAUGAGGAAGGUUCUUAACGUUUUGCAGGCCGCCGCUAUGUCGCACGAUGUGGUCGAUGGAGAUGCCGUGUAUCUCACCACAGGUCAACCACUACCAUCUGACAUCACCAAUAUCAUGAACUGGCUAUUGACCGACGACUACCGCUCAGCUUACAAUCAAAUCAAAACGCUCAAAGACCUGAAGGGCCUGGCACUCACAGAUAUCAUACGUGAGGUGCACACGUUCACGCUUAAUUUGGAAUUGCCUGUGGAAUCGAAGGCGUACGUUAUGGAUGAGCUGGCCCUCUUAGAAUAUAGACUGGCGUCAGGAACGUCGGAGCACAUCCAGUUAGGCGGUAUGGUAGGCAUGUUUGGUACCGUUCGUGACCAAAUUGCAGCAAAUUCAGGGUAAGUUCAAAUUAAAGAGCAAUCAUCAGCAACCCGGUAGCAUUUGACAAGCACCCCAUGUCAUCCGAGUUCAGACUUACGUAGCCUUGGAACGUAACGGAUAUCGAGAUGAAACGGACAAAAUGUACCAUUGAUAUUACUUUUGGAGUGAAACUGAUAAAAUAAUCUCGUACUAUAAAUAAAAGGGCAGGUCUAAAUGUGCUAGCCAAAAUUCUUG
This is a messenger RNA of Sphaeroforma arctica JP610, 1281 nucleotides long. Its product is annotated as replication factor C subunit 5. The record is from RefSeq and is a predicted model, not a curated record. Bases 16 to 1068 code for a protein of 350 amino acids. Gene Ontology annotation, cellular component: nucleus; DNA replication factor C complex. The transcript is spliced from 6 exons. Lineage: Eukaryota; Ichthyosporea; Ichthyophonida. Gene Ontology annotation, molecular function: DNA binding; ATP hydrolysis activity; ATP binding. Gene Ontology annotation, biological process: DNA repair; DNA-templated DNA replication.